Messenger RNA from Sycon ciliatum, 3120 nucleotides. Its product is annotated as HHIP-like protein 2. Bases 160 to 2703 code for a protein of 847 amino acids. Gene Ontology annotation, molecular function: protein binding. Lineage: Eukaryota; Metazoa; Porifera; Calcarea; Leucosolenida; Sycettidae. The transcript has 9 exons. The record is from RefSeq and is a predicted model, not a curated record.
GCAAUUCCGACACUACACAAUAAUAAAAUUUCCCUUUUAGCGGCAGUAAACGUAGCUGCUGUGCGGAGAGAAGUUUCGCCGCAGAGUUCACUUCACUGGCUUGUCCGGUCGGGAUUAGGAGAGCGUUAGACACGAGGCCUGUGCGUCUCCGCAGUAAUCAUGGUAAUGCCCUCAACCGACCAGACGUUACGACCAGGCCUGACAGCACUACUUCUGUUCGCAGUUGCGGCCUGGUUUGCCAAUGGCCAUCCGCAAUGCACGGACUUCAGGCCACCAUUCCAACCCACCAGACCAUUACUGCAUUGCCCUCAGUACACGGCCAGCGCAUGCUGCACCGGAGAGCAGGAUGCGAAGCUCGGCCAGGAAUUUGACCGCUUCCUGGCCUCCUGGUCGAGCAGUGACCGAACGGAUGACCACCAAGUGGAUUCCAGCGGGGAUGCGGGAUCGCGAACAGCAGAUUCGGUGCCUCGGGUAAACCGUGAGUUGAAUGAGAGAUGCAGGCUUUACCUGCGUUCGUUGCAAUGUUUGGCGUGCUCACCGUUUGCCGCACAUGCAUACGAUGUGGAGGCGACAGGGGAGGAACUCGACGACACUCGAGGCCGAGUCCCCGCUUUGUGCUAUGGCAUGUGCAGAGAUCUGGUGAACGAAUGUGGUCUUCCGGUUCUUCGAAUGUUCUUCAACCUCGGUGAAGAGGACGACUCUGCCCAGGAUGCCUCUACCAACCACAGCAGGACCACCACCAGCAGCAGCAGUAUAAAUGGCGACGCCAGGGCUGGACCGCUGUUCUGUAGCAAAUGGAGUUUGAAUGACAAGAUCUACUGCUAUCCCAACAUCAACUACACUGAACGAGGUCAACUGCCACCUGACGUGACAGACGGGCGAGGGAAUUCCCCUUCUGGACAGGCGGGUGCAGGUGAUGAUGACAGCGACUGUCUAUGCGUGGAAGAGGUUGCUAGCGACCUGGUAAACCCACUUACAUUCACCAGCAGCAAAGAUGGCACAGGGCGAAUGUUCAUAGGUGAACAGAAAGGCAUCAUCAAGGUCAUGACAAAGACGGGUAAGGUAUUGGGCGAGCCAUAUUUGGACAUCACCAGAUCAGUGGGUACGCAUAAUGGGCGUGGGGAUGAGCGCGGACUGCUCGGUCUGGAGUUUCAUCCGAAUUUCAAGUGGAACAGCAAAUUCUACACAUACUACAGCCACUACACACGGUCUGGUAAGCAUUACAGCCGCGUGUCCGAGUGGACGCAGUCGAGAGACAACGCUAACCUGGCCAAUCACUCGUCAGAGAGGAUCGUGCUGCAGUUCACUCAGCCGCAGAGCAACCACAACGGCGGACAGGUGACGUUCGGUCCCGACGGCUAUCUCUACGUGUUUUCCGGUGACGGCGGCGGGGCAGGCGACAAACAUGGAGAGAAUGGCAAUGCACAGGAUAUGUCCAAUCUCCUGGGGAAAGUACUGCGCAUUGAUGUGAAUGUCAAUCAUCCCCAAGCAUUGUACGCUGUGCCAUACGACAACCCAUUCACAGGCCUGGCAAACACUCGGUCAGAGAUCUACGCCUACGGUCUGCGUAAUCCCUGGAGGUGUUCAUUUGAUCGUGGAAAUGCGCUAACCGGCUCCGGUGCCGGUAGACUAUUCUGUGGAGAUGUUGGCCAGCGGAAACGAGAGGAAAUCGACCUGAUUGUGAAGGGCGGAAACUAUGGCUGGCGUGGCCUGGAGGGCAAUCUCUGCUAUGACAAGAAGCUCUGCAAGCAAUUGCGUGAGACAUCGGUUCUUCCGAUCCAUGAUUACGGCCGUGACAUUGGUCGGUCGGUGACGGGUGGGUACGUGUACCGUGGCUGUCAGUGGCCCAACAUGGAGGGACGGUACUUCUACGGGGAUUACUCCAGCGGGAAGCUGUUCUCCCUGAGCGAGGAUCCGCAGAGUCCGACAGGCUGGGUGAACCGGGAGGUUUGCCUCGGGUCCAGUAAAACAUGCACUAACCGUAUGACGGGACAGUUACCUCGCGCCAUUCUGUCUUUCGGAGAAGAUGAGCAAGGUGAAAUCUACAUUCUUGCCGCUCCAUCUCACAGAGAUGAGCCAGUUGGUAAAAUAUUCAGAUUGGUGGAUCCAAGAAGACGUUCUGAUCCGAGCACAUGCCAGGAAAGUGAGCUACGGAAACAGGUCGUCACAACUACGCCACCCCCGCUAGCACCCACAGUUCCACCACAAGCACGGACGCCGCCACCGACUCCUCAGCAAGUGAUCGCAACUACGACAGCACCUCCUCCAGUCACCCUCGGUGCAGAAGAUGCAAGGAAGUGUGAAACAUGCCUUAGUCACCAGGGUCUGCACUGGGAACUGCGGCUGGGCGAGAUCUGCACCAGGAACCACACUCAUUACUUCAAAGCGCGGAUUGUAUUCCAGGAUAACAACUUUGGAAGGGAAGGACUUCUGCUGGUGAAGAUCCUGGAAUGGUUUGGCUCUCGACCCCAGGGCCUCAAUAGCUCCGACGAGCGACCAUCCAAUGUCUUCGUCUGGGUGCUCAAAGAAGCAGCUGCGUGUGGCUGUAUGGAAUUUACGGUUGGUGAGACAUACCUGAUCAUGGCCAGGUCGCGGCACAACACAUUCCUAUUGGACUUUGAGACAAUCAAGAUCAACUGGCAACCCAUCACCGGUGUUCUGAUGCAGGCCUAUCUAGCCAUCAAGAACCGCUUCUGCAGCUAGGCACUAUUGCUAGGCACCGUUGCUAGGCACCGUUGCUAGGCACAGUUGCUAGGCACUGUUCCUAGGCACUGUUCCUAGGCACUGUGUUGCUAGGCACCGUUGCUAGGCACAGUUGCUAGGCACUGUUCCUUGGCACUGUUCCUAGGCACUGUUGCUAGGCACUGCCGGUUGACACGGGACAACUCAUCGCCUGGACAGUCUGUGCGCUGUGGAGAACGUGAACACAAAAGCAUGAGAAACUAAAAGAUCUAGUUGAGUGAAUACAGAUUCUUUGUGCAAUGUGAUGGCUUUCAAAUAAUAGCAUCAAACGAUAAUAAUUAUUUUUGGAUUGAAAAAUCCUGCUGUUGAUACGGUUGAAUCUUCAAGUUCUACAUGUUAAAAAGGAGCACAUUUCUAAAGUAACUCUUGCCAUCCCGU